This is a messenger RNA of Phoenix dactylifera (date palm), 2435 nucleotides long. RefSeq names its product HIPL1 protein. Lineage: Eukaryota; Viridiplantae; Streptophyta; Magnoliopsida; Arecales; Arecaceae. The record is from RefSeq and is a predicted model, not a curated record.
UUUUUAUUUUUAUUUACAUCUUUGCUGCCGGUGCUUUGGUCAAACCUAUUGGGCCAUGGAUAUCUUCUUCUCCUCUUCUACCCUUUCAGAAAACCUGCUCUCUCUUAUCUUUUUAGGCCCGACAGAGGGUCGGAGUAGCCUCUCGUUUGGGCCGAGCUGAGAAAAGCGGCGACGAUGAGUUCCCUUCUCCUCCUCCUAUUCUUCCUCCUUAUUCCGGGCUAUUCCGCUCUCCCCUUGUGCACCGAUUCCAGGGCGCCGGUGACGCUGAAGAAGCCGCUGAGCUUCUGCUCUUACAAUGGGAGCAGCUGCUGCAACGCCACGGAUGACUCGGCGCUCGAGAAGCAGUUCAAGUCCCUGAACAUCUCGGACUCGGCUUGCGCCGCGGUCGUCAAGUCCAUCCUCUGCACGAAAUGCAAUCCAUUUUCAGCUGAGCUAUUCAAUAUCAAACAAAAUCUUCAAGGGGUUCCUGUUUUGUGCAACUCUACUGCUUCAACAAACUCUUCCCAGUCCAAGGAAGCUACAACAGAUUUCUGUACACAGGUCUGGGAUACUUGCAAAGAUGUACCUAUAUGGAAUUCUCCAUUUGCUGGACUACCAGUUUCUUCAUCCAAACUUACUGAUAUCUGGCAAUCCAAAAAUGACUUUUGUACGGCAUUUGGAGGAUCAUCUGGUGAUGAGUCAGUAUGUUUUGAUGGUAAAUCAGUUUCAUUUAACAGUACAACAAAUUCAACCACUCCUAAAGGAUUAUGUCUUGAGAGAAUUGGAAAUGGGUCUUACAUUGACAUGGUAGCUCACCCUGAUGGGUCUAAUCGUAUCUUCUUCGCUACCCAAGCUGGGAAGAUAUGGUUGGCAACUGUUCCAGAACAAGGAUCUGGAGGAACAUUGGAAAUCGAUGAACCAAACCCUUUUCUUGAUUUGACCGAUGAAGUUCAUUUUGAUACUCAGGUUGGACUAAUGAGUCUGGCAUUUCAUCCAAACUUUACAACCAAUGGGCGUUUUUUUGUUUCAUACAAUUGUGAUAAAGUUCAAUCAGCAAGCUGUUCUGGAAGAUGUUCAUGUAAUUCUGAUGUGGGCUGUGACCCCUCAAAGCUUGGUUCUGACAGUGGUGCCCAACCAUGUCAAUAUCAAAGUGUUGUUGCAGAAUAUACUGCAAAUGGUUCCUCAUCAACACCUUCCACGGCAACAUCUGCCAACCCAUCUGAAGUCAGAAGGAUUUUUACCAUGGGGCUUCCAUUUACAUCACAUCAUGGAGGGCAGAUCCUUUUUGGACCUGUAGAUGGAUAUUUGUACUUUAUGAUGGGAGAUGGUGGGAAUAAAGGUGAUCCUUUCAAUUUUGCUCAGAACAAAAAAUCUUUGCUUGGAAAAAUCAUGCGGCUUGACGUAAAUAACAUACCAAGUCAGAAGGAAAUAAGUGACCGUGGAUUAUGGGGAAACUACUCUACUCCAAAGGACAAUCCAUCCGUCGAUGAUAGUGAAUUGCAGCCUGAGAUUUGGGCCUUGGGUCUAAGAAAUCCAUGGCGCUGUAGUUUUGAUUCAGAAAGGCCUUCUUAUUUUUUUUGUGCUGAUGUCGGGGAGGACACAUACGAAGAAGUAGAUCUUAUCACAAAGGGUGGAAACUAUGGAUGGCGUGUUUAUGAGGGACCCGAUCUUUUCCAUCCGACAUCGACUCCUGGAGGAAAUACAUCACUUAGCUCUAUAAAUCCCAUCUUCCCUAUUAUGGGAUAUACUCACUCAGAUAUAAUUACAAGUGUGGGAUCUGCAUCGAUCAUCGGAGGUUAUGUCUCCAGAUCCAUGACAGACCCGUGUAUGUAUGGAAGGUACUUGUAUGCAGACUUGUAUGCAAUAAUCAUGUGGGCAGGUACAGAGGUCCCUGAAAGUAGUGGGAAUUACAGCAGCGCCAAGCUUCCUUUCAGCUGUGCCAAGGAUUCUCCUAUUCCCUGUGACUCUGUUGCUGGAAGUCCCCUUCCAUCACUGGGCUAUAUAUAUUCAUUUGGUGCGGAUAACAACAAAGAUAUUUUCUUUUUGACCACAAAGGGAGUCUAUAGGGUUGUUCGGCCAAGCCGAUGUAAUUAUGUCUGCUCGAAGGAGACUACAACUGAUACUGGGACUCCAUCCCCUGGUCCUUCCUCAUCUGCAUCACGAUUGGAGAAUCUGCCAGGAAAAACUGUGAUGUUUGUGCUUUCACUCUUCUUGCUGCUUCUCAGUUUUAGCUUUUAAGGGACCAGCGAAGGCAGGCUUUCUGCGAACCAUCUCAUGUAGAUGCUAUGUAUGUGGCUUUUAAAUAGCUAUGAGAUAGGUAGGGCGUACAGGCGAAAUUAUGUUUUAUAUAUGAACAAAUAUCACAUAGUUUCAGAUGACUUCUUGUGGAUGGUUUUGCCAUUGUAACUCAAUGCAUUUGUUCAUGAUAAUCUAUAUGGAACGUUAGCUUCAUUUAA